AAGAGGCUGCGUAACCAAGCAGACAUAGAAAGCCUUGUUUAUUGUCCUGCCAGAGAAUUUAAAUGUGGCAAGGAUUGGUCUGUUUUCCUUCUUGACAUUUCGAAAUUAGUGAGUUGUAGGCACAGAACAUCGCGAUCCUGAUAUACCCUUUUCUAAGAUGGAAUCAGGCGGGUCGCCAGAAGAAAGGACAUGCAGAUCUUGUAAGAAAACCGCGCGAUUUCUCUGCCAGAGUUGUGAUUACCAUCUGUGUAGAACAUGUAAAAAUAGGCACCUUAAAUACAGGAGGGCAGACGAACACUCAGUUGUUCAACUUAAAGGUUUGCAAAAUGUCAUGAUGGAGGAACGCUGCUCUGUACACAGAGGGAAGUUUUUGGAAUUGUUUUGUAAGAAAUGUAGCACACCGGUGUGUUCCGUUUGUGUGACAGAAAAGCAUAAUGGACAUAUCUUUGGAGAUUUUGCUGCUGUUUAUUCAAUGGCUUUAGAAUUCAUUAAGGGUAAAAUUUGUAAAAUAAGAGAAGAACUGCUACCAAAAUACCAAGCUUCUCUAAAGGAACUGCAAAAGAAAGAACGAGUAAUCCAAAACCAGAUAUCAAAAUUGACAGAAACAGUGGACGAGUGUGAGAAACACGUCAAUGCACCUCCUGCGGAAUUGGUUUCAUUUUAUGAAACUUCCAAAUCGGACAAUGAGGGAGUGUCUCUACCAGAAAUUCAAACUGAAUAUCCCCAUGCGGAUGACGAAAUGACUUUCCAAAAAUCUUACAAAGCAGCACAUCUUGAUCAAUACAUACGCGUCUGUGCAGCGGCCAACUGCGGACGAACGAGCUCUCGUCAUCCAACCCCUUCUCCCGGGUUUUUGGAUGAUAACCUGUCUGUUAACAAUGAGAUUUCAGUGCCAAUUGUGAAGAGUACUCAUCAUAUAACAUGCACACCGGAUGGUCAUGUUUGGGUGAGUGACAACGUGGGAAAUUUGGUCUUGAUGGACAUUCGAGGCAACUGUCUAAUGAAGCUGGUGACUAGUAGUGGGGACGAAGGUUAUCACUCGGUCACCUCUAACGGGGAAUUGAUCUACGCAGACAAAGCAAGCAGAAGCGUGAGGAAAAUCACAACCAGCAAGGAAGUCAAAACAAUCUUGAAAACGGGUAUGUGGAGACCGACGUGUGUUUUCUCAUCCCCAAAGAACAUGGACAUUUUUGUAGGAAUGGUUUCUGACCAGAAUGCCAAAAUAGGACGAUUUGACAGAAGGGGAAACUGUCUUUUGGACAUCCAUACAGACAGUAGAGGCGAGCCAAUGCUGAAAUAUCCUCUCUACUUAACCGAAAACAAAAACGCGGAUAUUUGCGUCUCUGACGUCAACAAGCACGCUGUGGUUGUCAUGGACAAGUUUGGACGACAUCGUUUUAACUACAAGGGUGGUGGUGGCGGCGGAGGUUUCUGGCCUCAUGGAAUCAGCACAGACGAGCAAGGGCACAUUCUGAUCUGCAACUCCUACUACUCAAAUCCGUCUGUUCACAUGAUAGACGAAAAUGGUGUAUUCUUGUUCAUCAUCUUAGCACAGAAGCAUGGCCUUCAAAAACCCCGUGGUUUGUGUGUGGACAACCAACAGCGACUGUGGGUAGGGCAGUGGCACGACAACAAGGUCUGCGUUUUCAAGAUCUCAAUAUAAGGAUAUUACAGGGGACCAGUGGGGAAAGUAGUUCUGGAAAUCGUUCUCUUCCUAAAUAACAUACAAACACACUCUUGCGCACAAACACACGUAAGGCAAGCCUUGAAAUUUACUUAUGAUAGAAACACUUGCGGACCAAAAACGUAAUAUUCAAUUUAUUUCUUCACUGCAACUGUUCAUCGUCAUUUUAGUGAUUUAAGAAGCACGUGUACGUGUAUCUAUGAGAGUGACCUAACAUUGUACAUAAGAUUUUCAAUGAAGUGGGCCAAUCCGUUUGAUCUGCGAUGACGAAGCAAGUAUUAAUUAUAUCCAGAUUACUGGUAUAUAAUUUUUUUUAAUAAAAGUUAUUUUCAUGGUAAACUUGUUGGGUUUGGAACACCAAAUCAUUCAACAUAAAAAGUAAUGACAUCUCUCUCUCUCUCUCUCUCUCUCUCUCUCUCUCUCUCUCUCUCCGGAAAAAUGACUAUAUAGAGUCCCCCCCCCGGAAAAAUGUAGAUCUUCCCCCUCGGAAAUGUGGCUAUAUAGUAAAAUUUUCCCCCUUUAUAGCCAGAUGACCCCCACGGAAAACCUACUAUAUAGUAGAUUUUCCCCCUUCUUUUCAUUCCGGUUACGUUUACGGCGGACCAUUUUUUGUGGAUUUAUGAUUCUUUACACCUCAUUAGGGGGGAGUGGGAUUUUUUCAAUUGAAUUAGAUGUUUUUGAUAGAAAUUUUCCCCCAACUGUUCUCGGGUCAUUGGUGGAUUUUUAGAUGUGAACAUGUUAUCGAUAUAAUCGUAAUUAUUCCAGGCGGUGUAACUCAGUCCCAUCUGCACUGUCAGUACUUUGAUUUAUACAUAUUCGUUUACAAAAUUUGUCCAUAGAUGAAUUUAUUUUGAAUCUGACAGAUGGACAACGUCAUCAUAUUUCGUUCCUAUAAGAAGAAGAAUCUGGAAAAGUUUUGAUUUUUAGUAUGCAUUCCUUAAUGUUUUAGCUCGCUCAACUGAGCUUUUCUGAUCACCUCUUGUCCGUCGUCUGUCCGUCUGCAACCUUUCCAUAUUUUCUACUUCUUCUCCAGAACCACUGGACCAAUUUCAACCAAACUUGGCACAAAGCUACCUGAGGUAGUGGGGAUUCAAUGUUAUUUAGAUGAAGUGCCACAAUAACAGCGAAAUAGUAAAAAUGCAUCGACGACUUUUAAAAAUCUUCUUCUCCAAAACAACUGGGCCAAUUUCAACCAAACUUGGCACAAAGCAUUCUUAAAUUAAAUCUGUUUAAAUGAAUGGUCAUAGGGCCUCUACAAGGGGAUAUGAUAAUAAAAUAAUGAAUUGUUUGUUACCUUUGAAUUUUUUUUUCUAAAUCAAAGUACUAGUAUAAUGAUAGUUUUGCUCAAGCUUGUUUAUUGCUAGGACCUGCUGCUCGGGUGAGCAAUGUUGCUUAUGGGCCCCUCGUUGCUUUUUAAGUUUCAUAUAACAAUUUUAUGAAAUUGUAGGAUAGAAUUAUUCAAGUGUUAAAACUGCAGUCCUGCACAUACAUUCAUGUGUUUCUCUCUGAUUUGUGGAGUUUAUUUUGUUAAUAUUAUUUUACAAAUAAAAUGAAAAAGCGAC
Molecule: messenger RNA, 3246 nt
Organism: Ostrea edulis (European flat oyster)
Lineage: Eukaryota; Metazoa; Mollusca; Bivalvia; Ostreida; Ostreidae
Exons: 1
Coding region: 158-1663 (501 amino acids)
Molecular function (GO): zinc ion binding
Source: RefSeq, a predicted model, not a curated record